UCUUAGUGUAAAGAUGGGAAGCAACUUUGAAGAGAGAAAAGAGAAUGGAAAUGAAGUUCAUGUUGUGGUGAUUCCAUAUCCAACCCAAGGCCACAUAAACCCACUCCUCCAAUUUGCCAAACACCUCCAUCAUGAAGGACUCAAAGUUACAAUACCUACCAUUUUAACCAACUCUUCCUCCCUUCAUGACCUCCCUAAUCUCACUAUUCAAAAUGUAUCUCUCUUUCCAUACCAAGGCACAGAUCCCGAGACCCUCCACUCUUUUUCAGAGCGUCGUCAGGCUUCCAUUCGCUUGCAUUUGACUCAACUUCUUACUCGUCAUCGAGACGAUGGUAAUCCAAUUGCUUGCCUUGUUUAUGAUUCUAUCAUGCCAUGGGUUCUUGACAUUGCCAAACAGUUUGGUGUUUUGAGUGCUGCGUUUUUCACUCAAUCUUCUGCUGUUAAUGCUAUUUAUUACAACUUUCACAAAGGAUGGCUUAGUAGUGAUGCAUUAAAGGAGGGUUUGAUUUGUUUGGAUGGGCUUCCGGUUCUUUGCUCUUCAGAUCUGCCUUCUUUUGUUUCUGAGCAACACAAGUACCCAGCUAUUCUUAGCUUCUUAGCUAACCAAUUUGUAGCAUUGAAUGAUGCCCAUUGGAUCUUUGCCAACACAUUUGAUAGCUUAGAACCAAAGGAGGUGAAGUGGAUGGAAGGGGAGAUUGCAAUAAUGAAGAACAUUGGACCAAUGGUUCCUUCAAUGUACUUAGAUGGACGUCUAGAAAACGACAAAGAUUAUGGGGUUAGCUUGUUUGAAUCAAAUAAUAAUAAAGAUUCGACAAUGAAAUGGCUUGAUUCUAAGCACAACAAAUCCGUAAUUUACGUCUCAUUUGGAAGUGCUGUUGAAUUGGAGAAGGAGCAAAUGGAAGAAUUAGCAUGUGCCCUUAAACUAACCAACAAAUACUUCUUAUGGGUUGUUAGAGAAUCCGAGAUCCAUAAGCUUCCUCACAAUUUCGUUGAGGAUCAUGAGGACACAGCAGGUGAUCAGAAAGGGUUGGUCGUAAACUGGUGCUCUCAGCUUCAAGUUUUGGCUCAUAAAUCCAUUGGAUGUUUCGUUACGCACUGUGGGUGGAACUCGACCCUCGAAGCGUUGAGUUUGGGAGUGCCGUUGGUGACGAUGGCGCAGUGGUCGGACCAGCCAACGAAUGCUAAGUAUGUGGAGGAUGUGUGGAAGAUUGGGAAGAGGGUGAGAUUAAUGGAGGAAGAUAAUGGAAUCUGUAGAAGAGAAGAGAUAGAGUUAUGUGUGAAUGAAGUUAUGGAUGAAGAAGGAGAAGUUAGUGAAGAAAUUAGAAAGAACUUGAGGAAGUGGAGGGAAUUGGCAAAAGAAGCUAUGGAUGAUGGGGGAACCUCUCAUGCAAACAUUAUGCACUUUGUACAACAACUUUUGUACAAAACUAAUUAAUUUCCAUCAUUUCUGUGAAAGUGUGUUACGUAUCAGAUUUAAUGACACUAAUUUUGUUAUUAUGUAUGUUAAACUUCUAUUACAGUUCGGUUUCAUCUGGUAAUAUUAUAAAUGCCAUAAAUUAUAAGUUGAUUGAUUACCUUAUUUGUAACAUUUCAAGAACUUUUGAAUCACUUAAUCAUUU
Molecule: messenger RNA, 1619 nt
Organism: Cucumis melo (muskmelon)
Lineage: Eukaryota; Viridiplantae; Streptophyta; Magnoliopsida; Cucurbitales; Cucurbitaceae
Product: UDP-glycosyltransferase 74E2-like
Exons: 2
Coding region: 14-1435 (473 amino acids)
Molecular function (GO): UDP-glycosyltransferase activity
Source: RefSeq, a predicted model, not a curated record